Molecule: messenger RNA, 1568 nt
Organism: Odontomachus brunneus
Lineage: Eukaryota; Metazoa; Arthropoda; Insecta; Hymenoptera; Formicidae
Product: WD repeat-containing protein WRAP73-like
Exons: 8
Coding region: 16-1458 (480 amino acids)
Biological process (GO): mitotic sister chromatid segregation; microtubule anchoring at mitotic spindle pole body; protein localization to mitotic spindle pole body
Cellular component (GO): microtubule organizing center; mitotic spindle; MWP complex
Molecular function (GO): protein binding
Source: RefSeq, a predicted model, not a curated record
UAUUGUAUCGAUUGAAUGCAUUGCUUUACCAAGGCAACUGCAGCUUUUAAAUUGUUCUUAAUGGCUGCUUAUACUAACGAGGAUAAAGUGUUUCGCAUAAACAAUCGUUUAUGUUAUUUUUCAAAUAACGGAGCACAUUUAGCAGUUGCAUUUCAGUCGAAUCUACUUAUAAAAGACUCCAAGACUCUUGACACCCGUCACUCAUUUGUAUUCACGGAUAUAAUACAGUAUAUGGAAUGGUCCCCAAACAGUGAAUACAUUUUGUGUGCAAAUAUAAAAAAAGCCAUUGUUCAAGUGUACUCAGUGCAUCAUCCUCAGUGGAAAUGCAAACUUACAGAAAGCAGUGCAGGUUUACAGAGUGUUGCUUGGUCUCCUGAUAGCAAGUGUAUUCUUACCAUAGCAGAUUUUAAUAUUCAAAUAUCCAUUUGGAACUUAUGUGAUCAGAUUGUGUCGUACAUACAAAAUGUAAAAACUUCUGCCUUUGACAAAUUACGUUUUAGUCCCAAUGGCACAAAAUUGGCUGUAAUAAUUACAGAGGAGAACAAAGAUAUAGUGGAAAUUUACAAAACGGACAACUGGAAAAUAAGUCGAAAACUUAUCUGUGAUCGUUUACGCAACAUCGACGGGAUACGCUGGUCACCGAAUGAUGAAUUAUUAUGCAUAUGGUGUUCCUCCCCCGCCGAGCCUAAGCUGAUCGUUUAUUCCACUAUAUGGGAGAAACAUGUGGUUGCGUUUUCUCCGUUGGAAAUUGCACAGUCCGAGAUCGCAUAUAGCUCUGAAAGAAAACUGAAAGGAAUCGAGAAUAUCGAAUGGAUCCCCAGUGGACAAUUAUUAGCUGUAAUUGGAUUUAACGAAAUGAUUGUCCUUCUUAAUUAUAUUACAUGGACGCCAUUAUCGCAAUUAUAUCUAGAUCCAGUGAUCAGGGAAUGCAAUUAUUUAACGAAAGUUUACAAGGAGCGCAUCGAUUCGGGAGAAAACCCGAGUAAAUGUAUAGUUUCCUGCAACGAACGUGUUCUUCGUGAGAUACAUGAGCGUCCCAUAUACAUAGAAAUUGGAAAAAAGAAUGCCAGUAAUAAUUUCUCAGUAGCAAAAGUUAAUCUAUUUGAAUUCAGUGGCUGUGGACAGUACUUGGCUAUGAAACAUGAACUUUAUCCUACCACAUUGUGGAUAUGGGACAUCUUUACCGAUUAUCUUGAUUAUUUGUUACUCGAAAAUCCUAUUUUGGGUAUGUUGUUGAGUUUAUUUGUAGCCAUCAAGUGGAAUCCCGUUCACCCGCAAUUACUGAUAUUCUCCGAGUAUACGACACGCGUAUACGAAUGGACCCGAAAAGGCGCGAGAAUGCUGCCAAUGUCGAAGUACAUGUCGGUCGUAGACGCUCAUUGGCAUCCUACCGGAGACAAAGUUGCAUUAUGCAGUUACAAUAAGGCGAUUAUUUAUGAAAUCACAGAUAUAUCUUAACGAAUAAUAAUUACUUUAAAUAUAGGCUUGAUAUGCUUGUUUUUGCUGUAUAUGAUGUCAUGGAAUAUUUUUUCUAUAUAUUUCACAAUAUAGUAUUUCUUAUAUUUUAA